UGACAGGCUGGCGCUUCGGAGGGACUUUCCGCCGGCCUGUCCAGCCGUUCGCGCAAGGUGAGUGCAGAGCGGCCGAGUCAAGCGGGGCAAAAGGCGAACAUCCACCCGGCGUACCCCUUUGCAGAGGAACCGCUUUGGGACAGAGGCAGCCGCUGCUGGCUUGCUGGACCUGACCGCCGUUGAGGCUUUCCAUCUGGUUCCUUUUCCACUGAAUCCAGAAAGUCCCGCCAGCGCUGGUCCUGGUGGCAGAGUACCAAACGUCCCCCACCCCACCCCGGACUGGCAUUCAAGAAUGCAGAGAUCACCCCGGCAGCCGAGAUCUCCGCCUCGCUGGCCCGGAGAAGGGGUGCCCGGUGGAAGAUGUGUCAGCUGAAGAUUCUCGCCCAGGUGGUGAAGUGCGUUCCGCCAGCUUUCCCAGGAUCCCGCAGCGCCGGUGGAGGCUGCCUCUUAACUUCCCAGGUUCAACUCCGCCUGGCUGCAGUUUCAGCAGAGUAGAAGGACAGUUUGGGAGGCGGCCCCAAUACUUCCACCGCUUAGAUGCGUUGCUCCUGGCUGGCUUGGCUUAGAUCCGAGGCGGCCAACUCUCGUCCCUGCCGAGACCCUCCCUGUUCCCCGUAGCUGGGGCGCGAUGCUCCCGUCGCUGCCAGGGCCUUGCUUAAUCCCAGAAAGGCAGUCUUCGCCUUCCCUUUCCCCCGCUCCGCUUCGCCCUUGUAGCAGAAGCCCGCGGCUUCCCGCUAGCGCGCUGGAAUGAGGCACCCGUGAACCCCACUCCCCGUUGGGGGAGGGGGCGACCACAGCUCUCCUCGCCAUCCUUUCGGCGGCGGGUCCAGGUCCAGAGCGCCCGUCCAUGGGGCUGUCCGUUCCCCGCCGAGUGCAAAGCGGCUGAGAGAAGGGGGCGAUGGCCCCUGCGCGGGGGGCCGCCUAGCAUGGCCCGGGGAGGGACGCCCCCCGCCUCCUCGUCUGGCCCCGAGCCCCUGCCCCGCCGCGCCUUGCGGAAGCUGCUGCUGGUUCUGGGCUCCGUGCUCAUGUCUCUCUACGCCAGCUAUUGCCUAGCGGGGGCAGCGCGCGUCCUCACCAGGGAUCCGGCCCCGAUUCCCGUCGCUCAAGGCGAGGAGGCGGCUGGCACGCCCCGGGAUCCCCUACUGCAACCCCAGCCGGGGGGAGAAGGCAACAAGCGGCUGCCGCAAGCGGUGAUCAUCGGCGUGAAGAAGGGCGGCACCCGAGCGUUGCUCGAGUUUCUGCGGGUGCAUCCGGAUGUGAGGGCGGCGGGCGCCGAGCCGCACUUCUUCGAUCGGAACUACGGCCGGGGACUCGCCUGGUACCGGGAAUUGAUGCCAAGAACUCUUGAUGGCCAGAUCACUAUGGAGAAGACUCCCAGCUACUUUGUCACUAAGGAAGCACCAGCUCGCAUCUCCGCUAUGUCGAAGGACACCAAGCUCAUCGUGGUGGUGAGAGACCCGGUCACCCGAGCCAUUUCUGACUACACGCAAACCCUUUCCAAGAAGCCAGACAUCCCCACCUUUGAGAGCCUGACCUUCAAAAACAGGACUACGGGCCUGAUCGAUACCUCCUGGAGUGCCAUCCAGAUUGGCAUUUAUGCCAAGCACCUGGAAAAUUGGCUCCUGUACUUCCCCCUCAGGCAGAUCCUUUUUGUCAGUGGGGAGAGACUGAUCAGUGAUCCAGCAGGCGAGUUGGGCCGGGUCCAGGACUUUCUAGGCCUCAAGAGGAUCAUCACAGACAAACAUUUCUACUUCAACAAAACCAAGGGGUUCCCAUGCCUGAAAAAGGCCGAAGGGAGCAGCAAACCCCACUGCCUGGGCAAAACGAAAGGACGGACCCACCCCAACAUUGACCGGAAAGUAGUGCAGAGGCUGCGAGAGUUCUAUCGGCCGUUCAACAUGAAGUUCUACCAGAUGACCGGCCAUGACUUCGGCUGGGAUUAAGCCUGGAAAAAUAGUAAUUUAAACAUAUUAAAAGGAAAAAUAUAUUUUUGUACAUAUCAAUAGAGAUGGAAAUCUAAUAUUUGUGCUAAAGUCUAAUGAUUCCAAUUAAUAUUUUUGUUUUAAUGCAAACAUCUAUUUACUUGCUCUGUUGUUCAGGAUUUAUGGUAUCCAGUUCCACAGAUUCAGAAGACCGCCACUUUAGUUAUGGAUAGGGCUGUUGACUAUGAGACCUCACACAGGCAAAUAUUUAUUUUCCAUAUGUUAUUUUUGAAGUUUUUAUACAAUAAUUUGGUGCCUCAAUCUGUGGAUUCUAGUAUCAGUGCCCAGAAGUUUUUU
Messenger RNA from Candoia aspera, 2279 nucleotides. Its product is annotated as heparan sulfate glucosamine 3-O-sulfotransferase 3A1-like. Lineage: Eukaryota; Metazoa; Chordata; Lepidosauria; Squamata; Candoiidae. The coding region runs from base 927 to 1943 and encodes 338 amino acids. The record is from RefSeq and is a predicted model, not a curated record. The transcript is spliced from 2 exons. Gene Ontology annotation, molecular function: [heparan sulfate]-glucosamine 3-sulfotransferase activity.